Messenger RNA from Telopea speciosissima, 794 nucleotides. Its product is annotated as RNA polymerase II transcriptional coactivator KELP-like. Lineage: Eukaryota; Viridiplantae; Streptophyta; Magnoliopsida; Proteales; Proteaceae. The record is from RefSeq and is a predicted model, not a curated record. Gene Ontology annotation, biological process: positive regulation of transcription initiation by RNA polymerase II. The transcript has 3 exons. Bases 23 to 565 code for a protein of 180 amino acids. Gene Ontology annotation, molecular function: DNA binding; transcription coactivator activity.
UGAGCUCUGAUCUUUGCCAGAAAUGGAACCAGAAACUCAACGUGAAUUGGAGGAGACAGUGCUGGAGAUUUUAAGAAACGCAGACAUGAACGAGAUGACUGAGUCCAAGGUCAGGACCAUGGCUGCGGAGAAGCUUGGUAUCGAUCUUUCAGGUCCGGCUCCCAAGCGUUUCGUGAGAAAGGUAGUCGAAUCGUUCUUGCUUUCUAAGGAGCAGGACGACCAACAUGCGACAGGCGCUGGAGCCGAUGAAGAAAAAAAGGAGGUUGAAGAAGAAGAAGACGACGACGAAGGUGGUGAGGAAAAGAGGAAACCCACUAUCUCCGCCAAAGAGUACGACGAUGAGGGCGAUCUCAUUAUUUGCAGGCUAUCGAACAAGAGAAGAGUUACGAUUCAGGAUUUUAGAGGGAAGUCUUUGGUGUCGAUAAGAGAAUACUACGAAAAAGACGGAAAGCAGCUUCCUUCCUCCAAAGGAAUAAGUUUGACUGCGGAGCAGUGGUCAGCUUUCAGUAAGGCUGUGCCUGCAGUAGAGGAGGCCAUAAAAAAGAUGGAGUCCAGGUUGAGGUGAUGUUUAGAUUUUGGAGCCUGUAACUAAAGUCCUGAAGUUGUAUUCUAAAAGCCAGUCGACAGCAUGUAGGGUUUUUUGGGGGUUCUCAAUGACUAUCUUGAUGUGGAGGCUAUGAAAAACUACGAUGAUGUUUUAAGUGGAGCAUAUGGAGAUUUGCAACUGUGGAGGAUUUUGUUGUACAAAACAAUACCUUUUGCCUUCGCUUUUAAGUUGGCUUUCUUAUGCUCAA